ACCAAAACAUAAAUUGUCUCAUAUUGUUGAGUAUUAAUCUCAAUCAUUGUAGAGCCGUUUAAUUGUUAAUUUUUUGUUUGUUUUUUCUUUCUAAUUAUCCUUGAUUAUUUAUUAACCUGUUUCUCUGAUCUAUUCUCACCUUAUGGAUCCUUUUAGCUCUUCUUCACCAACAGUGAAAAUGUCCACAUUCAAGAAUAUUUUGUUCACAAUAAUCCGAUUCUUUUUACGUUCUCUCUCUUCAUUGGUUGGCCUUUUCAUCUGGUCAUCUAAAAAUGCUCUUCCACCCAUAACUGACCCUCUUCUCCUUCUCCCUGGAUCCACAUUGGUCUCCAUGAUUAAAUCAGGCUCACUGAAAAGCGAGAAAUUGGUUCGAGCCUACAUUUCCCGGAUCAAUCAGGUUCAACCUUUUCUAAACGCUGUAGUCCAAUCUCGUUUUGACGCUGCCUUGAAGGAAGCUCGAGAAAUUGAUAUAACCAUUGAAAGAGAGAUAAAAAAUGGCCUACCCGCUGAUUCACCUGAUUCCAUUAGAAGGAAAACUCUUCUUGGUUUACCCUUGACAACAAAAAAUUCACUUGGUGUUAAGGGAAUGAUUAUGGACACUGGUUCGGUACCAAGAGCUGGAACUUUGGCCGAGAAAGACGCUGAAGCGAUUGGAAUAGCCCGUGAAGCUGGAGCCAUUUUAAUUUGUAUAACCAAUACACCGGAAUUAGUUUUAUGGUAUGAUUCUCAUAAUUUUGUCUAUGGGAGAACCAACAAUCCCUAUGAUCUUGCCAGAAUUCCUGGUGGAAGCUCUGGAGGUGAAGGUGCUCUAAUCUCUGCUUGUGGUUCUUUGAUGGGUGUUGGAUCGGAUGUCGGUGGAUCAAUACGAAUACCCUCCUUUUAUUGUGGUGUUUUCGGCCAUGCAACCUCACCCGGAGUGGUUCCUGUCACAGGCAUGUAUCCACCACCAUGUAAAGCUUGGGCUGAUCACUUAUCCUUUGGACCAAUAUGUCGCUAUGCCUGUGACCUCAGGCUAUUGUUGAAAACGUUAUCCCAAUCAAAUGGCACUGAUCCUCUGGGACUCAAUGAAUCAGCCUCACUUGACAAUCUAACCAUCUACUACUUUGAUGACAUUGGAAAUCCUCUGGCUAAUCCAACCAUUCCUGAAGUUAAACAAGCCAUUCAAAAGACCUUGAAACAUUUUAGAUGCAAUUUUAAUGCUCGAAUAGAGAAAAUCAAUUACGAUAGAAUGGCCUUUUCUUUGAUCAUGUGGGCAACCCAACUAUCGUCAGGAGACGCAUAUCCAAUGGCCGUGGAAGCAGCGAUUCGUCAAGGUCGGAUUAACCCGUUCUGGGAAUUGAUCAAAUUUGUUUUCUAUCUGUCCAAUCAUACACUUCCCGUCAUUUUAUUAUCAAUGUUUGAAUCGAUCGGGCCCAAUAAAGGGUCAGCAUUACAUAAGAAAAUCCUCGAAAAAGCCGAUGAAAUGAAAGAUCAUUUCACUCAAUUAUUAGGUUCCAAUGGAGUAUUAAUCUGUCCCACUAUUCCCGUUCCCGCUAUCAAACACAAAACAACCCUGUUCAAUGGAUUCGACACCGGCUAUACAAUGUUCAGCAACGUAAUCUCAUUCCCCUCCACCCACUGUCCAACAGGUCUAACCAAAGACGGACUGCCCAUCGGUUUUCAAAUUAUUACCCCUCCGCUCAAAGAUAACACUUCGAUCACGAUGGCCUGCGAGGUGGAAAAACUAUUCGGUGGGUGGACUUCACCCUCUCAACUAAAUCUACCACAAUCAGAUUGAUCAAAAUCGAAACAGUUUUUUUAUUUUUGUUUAAAACAAAACAACUUUCUCGCUCUUAUAAUUAUUCAACAAGCUUAACAAACUUAAGAAUCAAUUGCGGCAAUUAACUAAUUGCUUGUUGAAUCAUGUAAAUUUUAUUUAUACAUCAGAUUGUUUAUUUUUCACUUUCUUAUUGUUAUCACACUUUUUUUGUUUACAUUUUCCUCAUCAUCAUCUCCCAUCAACUUAAUCAUUCCCAACAAUUGUCUCUUGAACACAAUUAUACUUUUAAUGUGCCAUUGAAUGGAUUAAAUUAAUUAAAAGUGUGAUUCUAAUAAAACAAUCAAAUUCAUCCAAACAAA
Messenger RNA from Panonychus citri (citrus red mite), 2118 nucleotides. RefSeq names its product fatty-acid amide hydrolase 2-B-like. The transcript is spliced from 3 exons. The record is from RefSeq and is a predicted model, not a curated record. The coding region runs from base 143 to 1777 and encodes 544 amino acids. NCBI's taxonomy places the organism in Eukaryota, Metazoa, Arthropoda, Arachnida, Trombidiformes, Tetranychidae.